GGAUAAACUGCAGACUGUAAAACACGAGCUAAGCGUUCAAGUUGAUGUGCUAACUGAUAAAAAGAAGGUUAGCCAACCGGUAAGGAUAUGGAAUGAAUCCGGUCCACCGCGACUCUGUUUUGGUCUGACAGGAGGAUGAGCAGCUCAGAGGAGGUGUCCUGGAUAUCCUGGUUCUGUGGACUGAGAGGGAAUGAGUUCUUCUGUGAGGUUGAUGAGGACUACAUCCAGGACAAGUUUAACCUGACAGGUUUGAAUGAGCAAGUGCCUCACUAUCGCCAAGCUUUGGACAUGAUUCUUGACCUGGAGCCAGAUGAGGAGCUUGAAGACAACCCCAAUCAGAGUGACCUGAUAGAACAGGCGGCAGAGAUGCUUUAUGGGCUCAUACAUGCACGUUACAUCCUCACAAACAGAGGCAUUGCACAGAUGUUGGAAAAGUAUCAACAAGGGGAUUUUGGCUAUUGCCCCAGAGUCUAUUGUGAGAAUCAGCCAAUGCUUCCUAUUGGUUUGUCAGACAUCCCUGGUGAAGCAAUGGUGAAGCUUUAUUGCCCAAAGUGCAUGGAUGUUUACACCCCCAAAUCCUCCAGACACCACCACACAGAUGGAGCCUAUUUUGGGACAGGGUUCCCCCACAUGCUGUUCAUGGUGCACCCAGAGUAUCGCCCGAAGCGACCAGCCAACCAGUUUGUGCCAAGGCUAUAUGGUUUCAAAAUUCACCCAAUGGCUUAUCAACUCCAACUUCAAGCUGCAUCAAGUUUCAAGAGCCCGGUCAAGACAAUUCGCUAAAGCUCUGCUUUGAUGAACACAGUGGACUCAGAGACUUGGUUUACUACUCGUUUUAAGCAAUGGAUUAUAUGAUCCCAGUGAAUGCCUGUACAGUUCCCCAAACUCACCUCUGUGUUCAUAGACACUUUCAGAUUCAGAUUCAUUUCCUCUUUUAGUGAAACACUGCUACAGUUGAGCAGGUUAGUUUUUCUUUAUCAAACAUGUAAUUAUUCCCAAAGGGUCAAUCUCAUGAUACAGUGUUUCAUUGAUGUCAGUCCAUAUUUUCACACUUGUCUGAAACAGAAAAGUGGCUUUAACUGUGUUAAUGAAGGCUGCAGUGUGCUUUGUGGCGAUUGCAGGUGAUUGAAUGUAACAGGAAAUGUUGCCAGCAGCCCCUGUCUGGUUUGCCUUAUCUGUGAUAGUCAAUUCAUAAGUUGGAAUUAAAUUUCAUCAAAUCAUAUUAACUUUACAGAUUAUGGAACGUGCAUAUGAUUUUAUCUGAUAACAGCAAUAUGUGUCACUGUGGUCAGGUGCUAUUUCCAAGAAACAAUGAAUACCAAAUUAGAGAUCAAGAACUUAAAAAUGGACCUAUGGUUGUUUUCAGUUUUAUUAUUACACUGUUUACUUUCCUUCACAUUCAGUGGCUGUGUAUGUACUUGAUUGUUAAGGCAACUGUAACAAUAUUUUCCUGAUAAUCCUAAAUUUGUAGUUUCAUCAUGUUUACAGUAUUACAAUCUAGACAUGUGACAUUCUCAAGAGUUUGGUGUUGAUUGAACAAGCAGCAGCAACAUCUACUGUGGAACAAGUGAAUUACAUUAAAUAUUUAUAUCUUUCCAAGA
Molecule: messenger RNA, 1601 nt
Organism: Chelmon rostratus (copperband butterflyfish)
Lineage: Eukaryota; Metazoa; Chordata; Actinopteri; Chaetodontiformes; Chaetodontidae
Product: casein kinase II subunit beta
Exons: 7
Coding region: 136-783 (215 amino acids)
Cellular component (GO): protein kinase CK2 complex; cytoplasm
Molecular function (GO): protein kinase regulator activity
Source: RefSeq, a predicted model, not a curated record